GCCCGCGGGACUGCAGCGGCGGCGGCGGGAGCGGGCGGACGCGCAGGCAAGACCAGGACUCAGGCUGGAGGGGCGCUGGGCUCGGACCCGCCAAGACCGCAGGGGAGCAAGGGGCAGAGGCGGGGGUCCUAGCUGACUGCUUCUACCGACUAGGAUGAGGCUGCGGCUUCUGGUGGCCGCGCUCUGCGCCGGGAUCCUGGCAGGGGCGCCCCGAGUGCGAGCCCAGCACAGGGAGAGAGUGACCUGCACGCGCCUUUACGCCGCUGACAUUGUGUUCUUACUGGAUGGCUCCUCAUCCAUUGGCCGCAGCAAUUUCCGCGAGGUCCGCAGCUUUCUCGAAGGGCUGGUGCUGCCUUUCUCUGGAGCAGCCAGUGCACAGGGUGUGCGCUUUGCCACAGUGCAGUACAGUGAUGACCCACGGACAGAGUUCAGCCUGGAUGCACUUGGCUCUGGGGGUGAUGUGAUCCGCGCCAUCCGUGAGCUCAGCUACAAAGGGGGCAACACUCGCACAGGGGCUGCAAUUCUCCAUGUGGCUGACCGUGUCUUCCUGCCCCAGCUGGCCCGACCUGGUGUCCCCAAGGUCUGCAUCCUGAUCACAGAUGGGAAGUCCCAGGACCUGGUGGACACAGCUGCCCAAAAGCUGAAGGGUCAGGGGGUCAAGCUGUUUGCUGUGGGGAUCAAGAAUGCCGACCCUGAGGAGCUGAAGCGAGUUGCCUCACAGCCCACCAGUGACUUCUUCUUCUUCGUCAAUGACUUCAGCAUCUUGAGGACACUACUCCCCCUCGUUUCCCGGAGAGUGUGCACAACUGCUGGUGGCGUGCCUGUGACCCGGCCUCCGGAUGACUCAACCUCUGCUCCACGAGACCUGGUGCUGUCUGAGCCAAGCAGCCAAUCCUUGAGAGUACAGUGGACAGCGGCCAGUGGCCCUGUGACUGGCUACAAGGUCCAGUAUACUCCUUUGACGGGGCUGGGACAGCCACUGCCGAGCGAGCGGCAGGAGGUGAACAUCCCAGCUGGUGAGACCAGCGUGUGGCUGCAGGGUCUCCGGCCACUGACUGAGUACCAAGUGACUGUGGUUGCCCUCUACGCCAACAGCAUCGGGGAGGCGGUGAGCGGGACAGCUCGGACCACUGCCCUGGAGGGGCCGGAACUGACCAUCCAGAAUACCACAGCCCACAGCCUCCUGGUGGCCUGGCGGAGUGUGUCAGGUGCCACUGGCUACCGUGUGACAUGGCGGGUCCUCAGUGGUGGGCCCACACAGCAGCAGGAGCUGGGCCCUGGGCAAGGUUCAGUGUUGCUGCGCGACUUGGAGCCUGGCACAGACUAUGAGGUGACCAUGAGCACCCUGUUUGGCCACAGUGUGGGGCCUGCCGCUUCCCUGACGGCUCGCACUGACGCUUCUGUUGAGCAGACCCUGCGCCCGGUCAUCCUGGGCCCCACAUCCAUCCUCCUUUCCUGGAACUUGGUGCCUGAGGCCCGUGGCUACCGGUUGGAAUGGCGGCGUGAGACUGGCUUGGAGCCACCACAGAAGGUAGUGCUGCCCUCUGAUGUGACCCGCUACCAGUUGGAUGGGCUGCAGCCGGGCACAGAGUACCGCCUCACACUCUACACUCUGCUGGAGGGCCACGAGGUGGCCACCCCUGCAACCGUGGUUCCCACUGGACCAGAGCUGCCUGUGGGCCCUGUGAUGGACCUGCAAGCCACAGAGCUGCCCGGGCAGCGGGUGCGAGUGUCCUGGAGCCCAGUCCCCGGUGCCACCCAGUACCGCAUCAUUGUGCGCAGCACCCAGGGGGUUGAGCGGAUCCUGAUGCUUCCCGGGAGUCAGACAGCGUUCGACUUGGAUGACGUUCAGGCUGGGCUUAGCUACACUGUGCGGGUGUCUGCUCGAGUGGGUCCCCGUGAGGGCAGUGCCAGUGUCCUCACUGUCCGCCGGGAGCCGGAAACCCCACUUGCUGUUCCAGGGCUGCGGGUUGUGGUGUCAGAUGCUACGAGAGUGAGGGUGGCCUGGGGACCCGUCCCUCGAGCCAGUGGAUUUCGGAUUAGCUGGAGCACAGGCAGUGGUCCAGAGUCCAGCCAGACACUGCCCCCAGACUCUACUGUCACAGACAUCACAGGGCUGCAGCCUGGAACCACCUACCAGGUGGCUGUGUCUGUACUGCGAGGGAGAGAGGAGGGCCCUGCUGCGGUCAUCGUGGCUCGAACAGACCCACUGGGCCCAGUGAGGACAGUCCAUGUGACUCAGGCCAGCAGCUCAUCUGUCACCAUUACCUGGACCAGGGUUCCUGGCGCCACAGGAUACAGGGUUUCCUGGCACUCAGCCCACGGCCCAGAGAAAUCCCAGUUGGUUUCUGGGGAGGCCACGGUGGCUGAGCUGGAUGGGCUGGAGCCAGAUACUGAGUAUACGGUGCAUGUAAGGGCCCAUGUGGCUGGUGUGGAUGGGCCCCCUGCCUCUGUGGUUGUCAGAACUGCCCCUGAGCCUGUGGGCCGUGUGUCAAGGCUGCAAAUCCUCAAUGCUUCCAGCGACGUUCUGCGGAUCACCUGGGUAGGGGUCACUGGGGCCACAGCUUACAGACUGGCCUGGGGCCGGAGUGAAGGUGGCCCCAUGAGACACCAGAUACUCCCAGGAAACACAGACUCUGCAGAGAUCCGGGGUCUCGAAGGUGGAGUCAGCUACUCAGUUCGAGUGACUGCACUUGUCGGGGACCGCGAGGGCACACCUGUCUCCAUUGUCGUCACCACACCGCCUGAGGCUCCGCCAGCCCUGGGGACGCUUCAAGUGGUGCAGCGCGGGGAGCACUCGCUGAGGCUGCGCUGGGAGCCGGUGCCCGGAGUGCAGGGCUUCCUUCUGCGCUGGCAACCAGAGGGUGGCCAAGAACAGUCCCGGGUCCUGGGCCCCGAGCUCAACAGCUAUCACCUGGACGGGCUGGAGCCAGCCACACAGUACCGCGUGAGGCUGAGUGUCCUCGGGCCGGCUGGAGAAGGGCCCUCUGCAGACGUGACUGUGCGCACUGAGUCACCUCGUGUUCCAAGCACUGAACUACGUGUGGUGGACACCUCGAUCGACUCGGUGACUUUGGCCUGGACCCCAGUGUCCAGGGCAUCCAGCUACAUCCUAUCCUGGCGGCCACUCAGAGGCCCUGGCCAGGUGCCUGGGGCCCCGCAGACUCUUCCAGGGAUCUCAAGCUCCCAGCGGGUGACAGGGCUAGAGCCUGGCGUCUCUUACAUAUUCUCCCUGACGCCUGUCCUGGAUGGCGUGCAGGGUCCUGAGGCAUCCAUCACACAGGCGCCAGUGUGUCCCCGUGGCCUGGUGGAUGUGGUGUUCCUACCACAUGCCACUCAAGACAAUGCUCACCGUGCGGAGGCUACGAGGCGGGUCCUGGAGCGUCUGGUGUUGGCACUUGGGCCUCUUGGGCCACAGGCGGUUCAGGUUUGGUCCUGGGGCAACCAGAUUCCUACCUCUCCCUGUGGCCCCCCACCCAGGUUCCAUGCCAAUUACCAUCUCCUGACCACCCAACAGGUUGGCCUGCUGUCUUACAGUCACCGGCCCUCCCCACUGUUCCCCCUGAAUGGCUCCUAUGACCUUGGCAUUAUCUUGCAAAGGAUCCGUGACAUGCCCUACAUGGACCCAAGUGGCAACAACCUGGGCACAGCCGUGGUCACAGCUCACAGAUACGUGUUGGCACCAGAUGCUCCUGGGCGCCGCCAGCACGUGCCAGGGGUGAUGGUUUUGCUAGUGGAUGAACCCUUGAGAGGUGACAUAUUCAGCCCCAUCCGUGAGGCCCAGGCUGCUGGGCUUAAAGUGGUGAUGUUGGGAAUGGCUGGAGCGGACCCAGAGCAGCUGCGUCGCUUGGUGCCGGGCAUGGACUCUGUCCAGACCUUUUUCGCCGUGGAUGAUGGGCCAAGCCUGGACCAGGCAGUCAGUGGUCUGGCCGCAGCCCUGUGUCAGGCAUCCUUCACUACUCAGCCCCGGCCAGAACCCUGCCCAGUAUAUUGUCCAAAGGGCCAGAAGGGGGAACCUGGAGAAAUGGGCCUGAGAGGACAAGUUGGGCCUCCUGGCGACCCUGGCCUCCCGGGCAGGACUGGUGCUCCUGGCCCCCAGGGGCCCCCUGGAAGUGCCAUUGCUAAGGGCGAAAGGGGCUUCCCUGGAGCAGAUGGGCGUCCAGGCAGCCCUGGCCGCCCCGGGACUCCUGGGACCCCUGGAGCCCCUGGCCUAAAGGGCUCUCCAGGGUUGCCUGGCCCUCGUGGGGAACCGGGAGAGCAAGGACCUCGAGGCCCAAAGGGGGAGCCGGGGGCUCCUGGACAAGUCACUGGAGGCGAAGGACCUGGGCUUCCUGGGCGGAAAGGGGACCCUGGACCAUCGGGCCCCCCUGGACCUCGUGGACCACUGGGGGACCCAGGACCCCGUGGCCCCCCAGGGCUUCCUGGAACAGCCAUGAAGGGUGACAAAGGUGAUCGUGGGGAGCGGGGUCCCCCUGGACCAGGUGAAGGUGGCAUUGCUCCCGGGGAGCCCGGGCUGCCGGGUCUUCCCGGAAGCCCUGGACCCCAAGGCCCCGUUGGCCCCCCUGGAGAGAAAGGAGAAAAAGGUGACUCUGAGGAUGGAGCUCCAGGCCUCCCAGGACAACCUGGGUCUCCGGGUGAGCAAGGCCCACGGGGACCUCCUGGAGCUAUUGGCCCCAAAGGUGACCGGGGCUUUCCAGGGCCCCCGGGUGAGGCUGGAGAGAAGGGCGAACGCGGACCCCCAGGCCCAGCGGGAUCCCGGGGGCUGCCAGGGGUUGCUGGACGUCCUGGAGCAGAGGGUCCUGAAGGGCCACCAGGACCCACCGGCCGCCAAGGAGAGAAGGGGGAGCCUGGUCGUCCUGGGGACCCUGCAGUGGUGGGACCUGCUGUUGCUGGACCCAAAGGAGAAAAGGGAGAUGUGGGGUCUGCUGGGCCCAGAGGAGCUACUGGAGUCCAAGGGGAACGGGGCCCACCUGGCUUGGUUCUUCCUGGAGACCCUGGCCCCAAGGGAGACCCUGGAGACCGGGGUCCCAUUGGCCUUACUGGCAGAGCAGGACCCCCAGGUGACUCAGGGCCUCCUGGAGAGAAGGGAGACCCUGGGAGGCCUGGCCCCCCAGGACCUGUUGGCCCCCGAGGACGAGAUGGUGAAGUUGGAGAGAAAGGUGACGAGGGUCCUCCGGGUGACCCAGGUUUGCCUGGAAAAGCAGGCGAGCGUGGCCUUCGGGGGGCACCUGGAGUUCGGGGGCCUGUGGGUGAGAAGGGAAACCAGGGAGAUCCUGGAGCGGAUGGACAAAAUGGCAGCCCUGGACCAUCUGGAUCCAAGGGUGACCGUGGGGAGCCGGGUCCCCCAGGACUCCCGGGACGGCUGGUAGACACAGGACCUGGAGCAAGAGAGAAGGGAGAGCCUGGGGACCGCGGACAAGAGGGUCCUCGAGGGCCCAAGGGCGACCCUGGCCUCCCUGGAGCCCCUGGGGAUAGGGGCAUAGAUGGGCUUCGCGGGCCCCCAGGCCCACAGGGGGACCCAGGUGUCCGAGGCCCAGCAGGAGAAAAGGGUGACCGGGGUCCCCCUGGGCUGGAUGGCCGGAGCGGACUGGAUGGGAAACCAGGAGCCUCUGGGCCCCCUGGGCUGAAUGGUGUUGCAGGCAAAGCUGGGGACCCAGGGAGAGACGGGCUUCCAGGCCUCCGUGGAGAACAGGGCCCCCCUGGCCCCUCUGGUCCCCCUGGAUUACCGGGAAAGCCAGGCGAGGAUGGCAAACCUGGCCUGAAUGGAAAAAACGGAGAACCUGGGGACCCUGGAGAAGACGGGAGGAAGGGAGAGAAAGGAGAUUCAGGUGCCCCUGGGAGAGAAGGUCGUGAUGGCCCCAAGGGUGAGCGUGGCGUUCCUGGUAUCCUUGGACCCCAGGGCCCUCCAGGCCUCCCAGGGCCAGUGGGCCCUCCUGGCCAGGGUUUUCCUGGUGGUCCAGGAGGCACGGGCCCCAAGGGUGACCGUGGGGAGACUGGAUCCAAAGGGGAGCAGGGCCUCCCUGGAGAGCGUGGCCUGCGAGGAGAGCCUGGAAGUGUGCCGAACGUGGAUCGGUUGCUGGAAACUGCUGGCAUCAAGGUGUCUGCCCUGCGGGAGAUCGUGGAGACCUGGGAUGAGAGCUCUGGUAGCUUCCUGCCUGUGCCCGAACGACGUCGAGGCCCCAAGGGGGACCCAGGCGAGCGGGGCUCCCCAGGCAAGGAGGGCCCCAUCGGCUUUCCUGGAGAACGCGGGCUGAAGGGAGACCGUGGAGACCCUGGCCCUCAGGGGCCACCUGGCCUGGCCCUUGGGGAGAGGGGCCCCCCUGGACCUCCCGGCCUUGCCGGGGAGCCUGGAAAGCCUGGUAUUCCCGGGCUCCCAGGCAGGGCUGGGGGUGUGGGAGAGGCAGGAAGGCCAGGAGAGAGGGGAGAACGGGGAGAGAAAGGAGAACGUGGAGAACAGGGCAGAGAUGGCCCUCCUGGCCUCCCUGGAUCCCCUGGGCUCCCUGGACCCCCUGGCCCCAAGGUGUCUGUGGAUGGGCCAGGUCCUGCACUCUCUGGAGAACAGGGACCCCCUGGACUCAAGGGUGCUAAGGGAGAGCCAGGCAGCGAUGGUGACCGAGGUCCCAAAGGAGACAGGGGUGUGCCAGGCAUCAAAGGAGACCGGGGAGAGCCUGGACCGAGGGGCCAGGAUGGCAACCUGGGUCUACCGGGAGAGCGUGGUGUGGCUGGGCCUGAAGGGAAGCCGGGUCUGCAGGGUCCAAGAGGACCCCCUGGCCCAGCGGGUGGUCAUGGAGACCCUGGACCACCUGGUGCCCCGGGUCUUGCUGGCCCUGCAGGACCCCAGGGACCCUCUGGCCUGAAGGGGGAGCCUGGAGAGACAGGACCCCCUGGACGGGGCCUGCCUGGACCUACUGGAGCUGUGGGACUUCCUGGUCCCCCUGGGCCUUCGGGCCUUGUGGGUCCACAGGGGUCUCCAGGUUUGCCUGGACAAGUGGGGGAGAUAGGGAAGCCGGGAGCCCCAGGUCGAGAUGGUGCUGGUGGAAAAGAUGGAGACAGAGGGAGCCCUGGUGUGCCAGGGUCACCAGGUCUGCCCGGCCCUGUCGGACCUAAAGGAGAACCUGGCCCCACGGGGGCCCCUGGACAGGCUGUGGUCGGGCUCCCUGGAGCAAAGGGAGAGAAGGGAGCCCCUGGAGGCCUUGCUGGAGACCUGGUGGGUGAGCCGGGAGCCAAAGGUGACCGAGGACUGCCAGGGCCUCGAGGCGAGAAGGGUGAAGCUGGCCGUGCAGGGGAGCCCGGAGACCCUGGGGAAGAUGGUCAGAAAGGGGCUCCAGGACCCAAAGGUUUCAAGGGUGACCCAGGAGUUGGGGUCCCAGGCUCCCCUGGGCUGCCUGGCCCUCCAGGUGUGAAGGGAGAUCUGGGCCUCCCUGGCCCCCCUGGUGCUCCUGGUGUUGUUGGGUUCCCGGGUCAGACAGGCCCUCGAGGAGAGAUGGGCCAGCCAGGCCCUAGCGGAGAGCGGGGUCUGGCAGGCCCCCCAGGGAGAGAAGGAGUUCCAGGCCCCUUGGGGCCACCUGGACCACCGGGGUCAGUGGGACCAUCUGGGGCCUCUGGACUCAAAGGAGACAAGGGAGACCCUGGAGCAGGGCUGCCCGGGCCCCGAGGCGAGCGUGGGGAGCCAGGCAUCCGGGGUGAAGAUGGCCGCCCUGGCCAGGAGGGACCCCGAGGACUCACGGGGCCCCCUGGCAGCAGGGGAGAGCGUGGGGAGAAGGGUGAUGUUGGGACUGCAGGACUAAAGGGUGACAAGGGAGACUCCGCUGUGAUCCUGGGGCCUCCAGGGCCACGGGGUGCCAAGGGGGACAUGGGCGAACGAGGGCCUCGGGGCUUGGAUGGUGACAAAGGACCUCGGGGAGAUAGUGGGGACCCUGGUGACAAGGGCAGCAAGGGAGAGCCUGGUGACAAGGGCUCAGCUGGGUCGCCAGGACUGCGUGGACUCCCAGGACCCCAGGGUCAACCUGGUGCAGCAGGGAUCCCUGGUGACCCGGGCUCCCCAGGAAAGGAUGGAGUGCCUGGCAUCCGAGGAGGAAAAGGAGAUGUUGGCUUCAUGGGUCCCCGGGGCCUCAAGGGUGAACGAGGAGUGAAGGGAGCCUGUGGCCUUGAUGGAGAGAAGGGAGACAAGGGAGAAGCUGGUCCCCCAGGCCGCCCUGGGCUGGCAGGACACAAAGGAGAGAUGGGGGAGCCUGGUGUGCCGGGCCAGUCGGGGGCCCCUGGCAAGGAGGGCCUGAUCGGUCCCAAGGGUGACCGAGGCUUUGAUGGGCAGCCAGGCCCCAAGGGUGACCAGGGCGAGAAAGGGGAACGGGGAACCCCAGGAAUUGGGGGCUUCCCAGGCCCCAGGGGCAGUGAUGGCUCUGCUGGUUCCCCGGGGCCACCUGGCAGUGUUGGUCCCAGAGGCCCUGAAGGACUUCAGGGCCAGAAGGGUGAGCGAGGUCCCCCUGGAGAGAGAGUGGUGGGGGCUCCUGGGGCCCCUGGAGCCCCUGGCGAGAGAGGGGAACAGGGGCGGCCAGGGCCUGCUGGCCCCCGAGGCGAGAAGGGAGCAGCUGCACUGACGGAGGAUGACAUCCGGGGCUUUGUGCGCCAGGAGAUGAGUCAGCACUGCGCCUGCCAGGGCCAGUUCAUCGCAUCCGGAUCACGACCCCUCCCUAGUUAUGCUGCAGACACUGCCGGCUCCCAGCUCCAUGCUGUGCCUGUGCUCCGCGUCUCUCAUGCAGAGGAGGAAGAGCGGGUGCCCCCUGAGGAUGAUGAGUACUCCGAAUACUCCGAGUAUUCCGUGGAGGAGUACCAGGACCCUGAAGCCCCUUGGGAUAGCGAUGACCCCUGUUCCCUGCCGCUGGAUGAGGGCUCCUGUACUGCCUACACCCUGCGCUGGUACCAUCGGGCUGUGCCAGGCAGCACAGAGGCCUGUCACCCUUUUGUCUAUGGCGGCUGUGGAGGGAAUGCCAACCGUUUUGGGACCCGUGAGGCCUGUGAGCGCCGCUGCCCACCCCGAGUGGCUCAGAGCCAGGGGAGAGGUGCUACCCAGGACUGAGGCCCAGAUGAUGAGCUGAGAUUCAGAAUCCCCUAGAGGAGUCAGGGUCUCAGCAGAACCCGCUGUCCCUCCCCUUGGUGCUAGAGGCUUGUGUGCACGUGAGCGUGCGUGUGCAUGUCUAUUAUUUCAGUGACUUGGUCCCGUGGGUUUGGCCUUCCCCCCUGUGGACAAACCCCCAUUGUGGCUCCUGCCACCCUGGCAGAUGACUCACUGUGGGGGGUGGCUGUGGGCAGUGAGCGGAUGUGACUGGCGUCUGACCCGCCCCUUGACCCAAGCCUGUGAUGACAUGGUGCUGAUUCUGGGGGGCAUUAAAGCUGCUGUUUUAAAAGGC
This is a messenger RNA of Chlorocebus sabaeus (green monkey), 9407 nucleotides long. Lineage: Eukaryota; Metazoa; Chordata; Mammalia; Primates; Cercopithecidae. The record is from RefSeq and is a predicted model, not a curated record.